CAAAUAUCCGACCCGACCCUUUUUAAGACCGUGUGAUCCAUUUUAAAAUAAAAUAAAAUAAAUUCAAUAUUCCACGGCUCCGAUUAUCGCUCUUGCUCUUUUUCAUUUUUCUUCUAUUCCAAGAUUUUGACAUAUCCGCUUCUGCCAUUGAAGAGAUCUUAGUUUUAAGCGAGCUCAGCGCGUCAAACGCUGCACGCGCUUUAAAACGAUAACGUUUUGGCAUGUAUCUAAAGAAAUGAACGAAACUCACUCUAUCUUUGUGUUCUUUCUUUGAUUCACGGUUCCAAUUCGCAUCUUCUUCUGGUUCAUUGUGAGAAGAAACGAUGUCGUUUUGGCGCUAAAGAUUUUAUUUAAUUCUGAAAAAAAUGUUAUAAUCUGUUUUUAUUUCUUUAAAUCACUUAAUUUUUCGUGUUGAAAAUUUCGCUUUCUUUCAAUAUUUUUAAAUUUAUUUGGAGCUUUUAAUUAAGUUUGCAUUGCUUAAAAAUUCUUCUAUUACUGUGCCCAGAGUGCUGGAUUUGAAGGUGUGACUAAGGGCUUUGCUCUGAUGAGUUGAGUUUGUGCUGUUUGUCGAGUUUUAUAACGUGGGAGAAGUGAAACUUUUUGAGAUGGGGAUUUUUGAUGGAUUUCCCAUUCCUCCUGAUAAAGAAUAUUUAAGGGAUGAGCUUUCAAGAAUAGAUGAGAGUUGGGCGACUGCACGUUUUGAUUCACUGCCUCAUGUUGUCCGUAUCCUGACAUCAAAAGAUCGUGAAGGCGAGGUCCAGAUUUUAAAGGAGCAAAGUGAUGUUGUUGAGGAUGUUGUAGAUGAAGUUGUGCAUGCUUAUCACGGUGGCUUCAACAAAGCAAUUCAAAAUUAUUCUCAGAUCUUGCGGUUGUUCAGUGAAUCUACUGAAAGUAUUGGUGUCUUAAAGGUUGAUUUGGCUGAGGCCAAGAAACGUCUUGGUGCACGCAAUAAACAAUUGCAUCAGUUGUGGUAUCGAUCUGUUACUUUGCGUCACAUAAUCUCCUUGUUAGAUCAGAUUGAGGGCAUAGCUAAGGUUCCUGCUCAUAUCGAGAAGCUCAUUUCUGAAAAGCAAUUUUAUGCUGCACUUCAAUUGCAUGUUCAGUCAACAUUAAUGCUUGAGCGAGAGGGCCUCCAAACGGUUGGUGCUCUCCAAGAUGUUCGAUCUGAACUGACAAAGUUGCGAGGUGUUCUGUUCUAUAAAGUUUUGGAGGAUUUGCAUGCACAUCUUUACAAUAAGGGUGAAUACAGCUCAGUUGCUUUAAGCAUGCAUGAAAAGGAUGAUGAAGUGCCAACAACCACAGCUGUUGCAUUUACAGCAAAUACUUCACAACCUGUGUCUAGAAGAACCAGGUCAGUGAGAGGUGAUAGUCAGUUUGGCAGUCAGGGACUUGUAGAUGGAUCAUACAGGUCAGGUUCCAUUGAUGGAGGUUCAUCAUAUGAUGGCCUCGACGAGGAUGGUUCUUUGGAGCCACAUGACGAAAGGCUUAACGGUGGUGAUGGAAAGGAUGUCAAAAUCGUAUCCCAACAAAUCCCAUUGUGGCUAUUGAAUUCCACUCCUGAUGAAUUUGUUGAAACAAUUAAAAAGAGUGAUGCUCUAGUUCAUGUGAAGUAUGUGCAAACUCUGGUGGAGUGCCUCUGCUUGCUUCAUAAAGUAGCAGCAGCUGGUGCUGUAAUAUGCCAACGACUGAGGCCCACAAUUCAUGAGAUUAUCACAUCAAAGAUUAAAGCCCAUACAGAAUUCAUUAAUUCUUCAAGGUCUGGAAUUGAUAAAGUCACUCGAACUGGUACUACCAGUCUCCACUUUAUGAAGGGACAGUUAGAAGGCUACCAGUUACCGAAACAGAAGCGCCAGAAUGGGAUAUCAUUGGCAGGGACUCUGUUGGCAGUGAACCCUGUCUCGCCUGUGAUGGCUCCUACAGGAAAAGCACAGGCUGCUGCAAAAGGGCUUCUUGAUUCAAUUUUGGAUUCUGUUGUUCGGAUAUUUGAGAAUCAUGUUGUUGUUGGAGAGCUUAUUGAGGCGAAAUCUUCCCUACAAAGUGACACGAUCACACCCAAGUCAAUGUCAAAAGAUUUAAACCUUGAUUCUGAAGCAUCUCAAGUUACUGGAGGCUACAGUAUUGGCUUUUCCUUGACAGUUUUACAGAGUGAAUGCCAACAACUAUGUGAGAUUCUUCGGGCAACCCCUGAGGCUGCAUUGGCAGAUGCUGCUGUACAAACCGCCAGGCUUGCAAGCAAGGUUCCUACAAAAGAAAAGAGGCAAGUAACUAGAGUCUCUUGUGAUGAUACUUGGAGGAAAAGAAAAAUUGAUGGUGUUGGUUACAAGGAUGGGUCAGCAGAUGGACUCACUUUUGCUUUUCGUUUCAGAGAUGCCAUAGUAUCAGUUCCCAACCAGGGAGUUGAUCUCAUUUGCCAAGGAUGGAGUAGGAGGGGUCCCAAUGUUUUACAAGAAGGUUAUGGCUCUGCAGCUGUCUUGCCUGAGCAAGGCAUUUAUCUAGCAGCAACUAUAUACCGGCCUGUUCUUCAGUUUACAGAUAAGAUUGCUUCUAUACUGCCGAAAAAGUAUUCCCAGCUUGGGAAUGAUGGAUUGCUAACCUUUGUGGAGAACUUUGUGAAGGACCACCUUUUACCAACCAUGUUUGUUGACUACCGGAAAGGCCUACAACAAGCUAUAUCAAGUCCAGCUGCAUUUCGGCCACGGGCACAUACUAGUGUUUCAUAUGCUUCAACCAUUGAGAAGGGUCGACCUGUCUUGCAAGGGCUUCUGGCUAUUGAUUUCUUAGCCAAAGAGGUGCUUGUUUGGGCUCAAGCAAUGCCUAAAUUUGCUGCUGACCGUGUGAAAUAUGUGCAAACUUUCCUUGAGCGAACCUAUGAAAGAUGUCGAACUUCAUACAUGGAGGCAGUUCUUGAGAAGCAGAGCUAUAUGCUCAUUGGAAGGCAUGAUAUUGAGAAAUUGAUGCGCCUUGAUCCAGCUAGUGCAUGUUUACCAAAUGGCUUGGUCAGGUCAAAAGUGGAGAAGGUAAUUACUUCUGAUGCGGGAAGUGUUGAGGUUGAAUCAGAACUAAGCGAACUUCUCUUAAAUUUGCGUCCUAUUAAGCAGGAAAAUCUAAUUUGUGAUGACAAUAAACUUGUUUUGCUGGCAUCCCUGAGUGAUUCAUUGGAGUAUGUUGCAGACUCAAUUGAAAGACUUGUACAAACAACCCCACAAACAUCAAAUCAUGUGGAGAGUGGCAAGCCUCGCCGUACACGAGCAAGCAGUUCACCUGCUAGGAACAUGGCAUCUUUUGCAGAUGAGUACAGAAAACUAGCAAUUGAUUGCUUGAAAGUUUUACGUGUGGAGAUGCGGUUGGAGACAAUUUUCCACAUGCAGGAAAUGACAGAUAGGGAAUACAUGGAAAACCAAGAUGCAGAAGAGCCAGAUGACUUCAUUGUUUCACUUAUUGCACAGAUAACAUGCAGGGAUGAGGAAAUGGCGCCUUUUGUUGCUGCAGUGAAGCGGAAUUACAUAUUUGGUGGAAUAUGUAGUAUUGCUGCAAAUGCAUCCAUUAAGGCUUUGGCCGACAUGAAAUCGAUCAACUUGUUUGGAGUUCAGCAGAUAUGUCGGAAUUCAAUUGCUCUAGAACAGGCCCUUGCAGCUAUCCCUUCAAUUGACAGUGAAGCUGUACAGCAGAGAUUAGAUCGUGUUCGAACCUAUUAUGAACUGUUAAACAUGCCAUUUGAGGCCUAGCUUGCCUUCAUUACAGAGCAUGAGCACUUGUUUACAGCUGCAGAGUAUGUUAAUCUUCUAAAAGUCGGGGUCCCAGGAAGGGAGAUACCUCCUGAUGCACAAGAUCGAGUAUCGGAGAUUAUAUCCCAUUAGCACUCCAAAUUGACUUGAUUUCUGAUCUGCCGAAAUUAUAUGAUCUUAUCUUUCUUAGAUAAUUACUCGUAUCCUAAUCGGUACAGCAUGGUGCGUAAGCCUUUUCCGUAAAAGUUAUUGUUCAACAUGUGCCAACUAACAGUAAAUUUGUCACGUAUCAGAGAUAUGAGGUUUGUUAUAUUGCAUUUGUAAUUAUAAUUUAUUCUGUGUAGUAUCAAUUUUUUUGAGCUGUGUGUUUCUGCAUGAGGGUUUUUUGGUGCUUUUGUCUAGUGUGGGUGACGACAGAGUGAAAGUACAAAUAUCAUGUUAUGCUGCCAACUAUAUGCUCGUUGUCUUGUUGUUAUGGACAUCCAAUAUUGUAUCUUCUAAUCUCCAUAACAAGUUCAAGUUCAAUAUGAAACUUCAAUUCUAAUGAGUAUGGUAUAUCCACUGAGAACUGAGACAUCUUUUAUGCAUCACGCUGUUUUGGAUGUUUAUUGAUUCUGACUGCUAUACUUGUGAUUAACUAUAGGACUAAUUCUAAUCGACAGAUUUUUUAAAUUUUGCAACAGCUUUAAUGAUUUA
Molecule: messenger RNA, 4421 nt
Organism: Durio zibethinus
Lineage: Eukaryota; Viridiplantae; Streptophyta; Magnoliopsida; Malvales; Malvaceae
Source: RefSeq, a predicted model, not a curated record